This is a messenger RNA of Babesia bigemina, 4044 nucleotides long. RefSeq names its product 6-phosphofructokinase, putative. The record is from RefSeq and is a predicted model, not a curated record. Lineage: Eukaryota; Apicomplexa; Aconoidasida; Piroplasmida; Babesiidae. Bases 1 to 4044 code for a protein of 1347 amino acids. Gene Ontology annotation, cellular component: cytosol. Gene Ontology annotation, biological process: glycolytic process; fructose 6-phosphate metabolic process; response to glucose. The transcript has 2 exons. Gene Ontology annotation, molecular function: ATP binding; 6-phosphofructokinase activity; diphosphate-fructose-6-phosphate 1-phosphotransferase activity.
AUGUCGCAGGAGAGGCUAUUCGGCAGCUCAGUGGGCCACUCAAGGUCGCGUCUGUUUUCCAGCGAUGCUCCUGAUGUGCUUGGCCUUGAGAGCGGGUGCGCGAGCCCGAAAAAUGUUGCUUCGGUAGAAUGCAUGCAAUAUACCAAUAGGGACGAUGCCGUGGAGAGGCGCCGCAGCCGCUUCCACAUCACCCCGAGGGCGACUGCGAUCCGCCGCUCCGCCAACAGCCGGGGCGGCAUGCAGUCGGCGCCGAUGAAGCAACACAACACAGUGGACUUUGCGUGCAAUGUGGGGAACGAGCUGUCAGAGGGUUGGUUGCCAGCGCCGUGGUGUCAUGCGUUUCCAGGGGAUGAGCUGAAGCGCAUCAAUUCGUGCUACACGUCCAAGAGCUGCUGUCAGUGGCAGUACACGAACCGUGAUAUCGAGUUGCCGAAACUGUUGCAAUUCGAUUUUCACCUGUUGGAGGAGCACGAGAGCAGCGGUGAGGAUUUGCGUGACUUUGAGGAGUUGUCUGGUGUUCUGGGGCACAUUGCCGGUAACAAAAUGGUUUCGGUGCAGCCCCAGGUGCUAUGUUCCGCCACGAGUACCCACCCUACCAUGAAAAUCGGUAUGGUUCUGAGUGGCGGCCCCGCCCCCGGUGGCCAUAACGUUAUCGCCGGUGUCUUCGACUAUUUGUACCUGCGCAACACGCAGUCCCAACUUAUAGGGUUCCAUGGCGGUCUGGACGGUUUUCUGAAUCGCCAGCACGAGAUCGUUUCUUAUGACUUGAUGGAAAAGUUCCGCAACAUGGGUGGUUUCAACAUGCUGCUGUCCGGUCGCGGCAAGGUGACCGGCAUGGCUGACCUCGACCGUGCCGUCGAGGCCGUCAACGACCUGGAUUUGGACGGUUUGAUUAUCGUAGGUGGUGACGGCUCGAACAGCAACGCCGCGCUGCUCGCCAACCACUUCGCGUGGCGCCAGUCUGCUGACAUCGAUGACGGUCACCCGGUGCUGCGCAAGCCCUGCUGCGUGGUCGGCGUCCCGAAAACUGUGGACGGCGACGUGCAAUCGCACAACAUCGAGGUGAGCUUCGGGUUCGACACCGCUGCGCGCACGUACUCCGAGCUCAUUGGCAACCUGUGCACCGACGCCAGCAGCACUCAGUACACUUACCAUUUCAUUCGCGUCAUGGGUCGUUCCGCGUCCCAUUUGGCCUUGGAGUGCGGUAUGCAGACGCACCCGAACGUAGUUCUGAUUGGGGAGGAGGUCCGCCGAAAGCAGCAGUCUCUUUCCUCCAUCGUCGACGACAUCGUGAACCUGAUGGAAAAGCGUUACCACAUGGGCAAGCCGUACGGCGUGGUGCUGAUUCCCGAGGGCCUCAUCGAGUUCAUCCCCGAGAUCAACGUUCUGAUCACCGAGUUGAACGAGAUCAUCCUAAAAUCGGAGGGCCCUGUCACCCACCUCGCGCCUGAGAGGCUGACUAAGAGCCGCGCCACCUGGGAAGCGCUGCCGGACAACAUCCGCGAGCAGCUGCUGAUGGACCGUGAAGCCACGGGCUACGUGAUGCUGGCCAAGAUAGCCACUGAGCGUCUGCUGCUGAUGCUGGUGGAAGCGAGGAUCGCGCAGCGUAAGCUGGAGCACUUGGCCUCUUUGACCUUCAUGACCCACUACUUCGGCUACGAAGGCCGCUGUGCCAUGCCGUCGGACUUCGACGGCGCGUACUGCUACUCCCUGGGUUACAACGCCGGUGUGCUCAUCAACGCCCAACGCAACGGCUACAUGUCCGUCAUUAGGGACCUCAAGUCCCCUAUAUCCGAUUGGACGCCGCUGGGUGUACCGUUUUUGCACCUCAUGCAGAUGAUCGACCUGGGAGGUCGCCGCGUGCCGGCGAUUCGCAAGACCCUGCUCAACCUCGACGGCAACCUUUUCAAGGUAUUCGAAAAGGUGCGUGACACUUGGGCGUACGAGGAUCUCUAUCGGUCUCCCGGCCCGAUUCAGCUCUUUGACAGCGACAGCGAGCGGUGCUUCUGCAUUGCCGACCCCACUGUGGAGGACCUGGUGGGCAAGCCCAAGUCCGCCGCUGACUCAAAGUCCCGUUUCCUCCUGCAGCGCCACAUCGACUGCAUGAGUCCGCUUCAGCGCAACCGCUUGGGUGUGCGGCCUCCGAUCCCGACGCUGUGCAGCGACAAGCGUGCGCGCAUGAAGAUGUUCAAGCAGGUUCUGAGCAACGACCCCUACACGCGCAACCAGGUGGCGCUCAACUACCCGUACAUGAUCCGUCGCUGCCACUUCAACCUGUACGAGGUUGUGAGCCAGUACCCGGAGGUGGAGCUGAACCAGGAGGAUGUGAACGUCCCCAUGAAAGUCGGCGUGGUUGUCCUGACCAAGCAGGCGCCCGGCGUGUUGAACGUAAUAUGGGGUCUCUAUGAGCGCCUGGCUCUUCGCGGCAGCAGCUGCGUGGCCUUCAAUGGCGCGCGCGGUUUGGUCGAGGGUGACUACAUUGAGCUGUCGGCUGGCGACUUCGAUCUCUUCCGCAACCAAGGUGGACUCGAGUUGGUCCACCGUUCUCGCGUGCACUACUUCCACGACCCCGAAAAUUGGGGUUUGGCGCUGAAGACCUGCACGUCUCUGGGCCUGGAUGGCCUGGUGAUACUGGGCGACGAAUCUGCGAUGACGCAGGCCGCCCUGUUGACCGAGUAUUUCUUGAGCAAGAAUAGCAAUAUUUGCGUUGUCGGUGUACCCGUCGCAGGCUCAAAUGGCCUGGCGGGCCCGCUAAUUGAGAGCUGCGUUGGAUUUGACUCCAACGCGCAAUUGUACGCCGCUCUGGUCGGGAACGUUCUGACAGACGCCGUUAGCAUGCCGAAAUAUUGGCAUUUUGUAAAGAUUCUGGGUCGCUACCCCAGUUUGGAAGUGCUGGAAUGCGCGCUGCAAACCCACCCCAACUUUAUCAUCAUUGCUGAGGAGUAUGGCUCAGCCGACAAGACCCUGUUCGACGUUGUGCGUGACAUUGCCGACGCCGUGUGCAAGCGUGCCGUGAUGGGAAAGAACUACGGUACGGUGCUGAUCCCCGAUCAUUUGGUUUUGCACCUCCCCAACACCAAAUCCAUGCUCACGGAGCUGCGCGCGGUGCUGAUGGAGGCCACCGCUGCUGGCAAGCGCCGCGAGGCCGUUGACAGCUUCUUGAACUACAGCAAGGGUAAUGACAAUGGCAACGAGUGGGUGCACAAGAUGACCCCGUGGAGCCUUGGCGUGUUCACGUCGCUGCCAACGUACAUUCGCAGCGAGUUGCUGAACUUCGACACCGAGGUGGCGUUGGAGCGCCUGGACAUUGAGAUUAUGUUGGCGAAGAUGGUGAAGGAAGAGCUGAACGUGCGCAAAGCGAAGGGCGAGUACCGCGGCAACUACGCCGCUGUCACGCAUUACUUCGGUUACCAGGGGCGGUGCUGCAUGCCGUCCGAGUUCGACUGCAGCCUUGCGUUCGCCUACGGUCACCUGGCUGCCAUCUCCGUGGAGAGCCGUUUGACUGGCGUUUGCUGCUCUAUCCGCGGCCUGUGCGGCACGGUCAAGGACUGGAAGCUGUUCGCCGUCCCGCUGACCAGCCUGAUGAAGGUCGAGCCUAACAUUUUGACAGCGCUGUCGCUGAACUCGUACAAGAAGGGUGAGCUGCCCAUUAUUCCCAGCUCGACGGUUAGUCUGAAGAGCAAGGCGUUCAAAAAGCUCACGAUGGCCCGUAAGAAGUGGCUGUUCGAUGACCUGUUCAGCAACCCCGGCCCCAUCCAGUUCAACGGCUCCGUGACCCCGCAGAGCCUGGUUCUGCUCACGGAGCACGCCGAGUACUACCAGAUGCUGAGGGGCGUCGAGCGCUUCGUUCACGUGUUGCAGAACACAUGCAAGUUUGGCGUGAGCGAGGAGUACCUGAACCAUGCCUUCGUGCAGCUCUGGGGCCUGCUGAGGGUCAAUCAGGCGCCCGGCGACCUGGUGGGCCUGGCCGAUACGAUAAAGUCCGACGACGACUUGCCUCCUACGACCUCCGUCACCCCUUCUUCACUAAACUCUUUUAUUUAA